AUGGCCCGUAACGAAACACAUCAUAUCUUAUACCCACGCGACUGCUGCUGCCGGCCCGUCCUCCUCCCACCCGAUCCCCGCGCCAACUCCAGUACUUCGUCUUCCGCCGUCACCUCCUCCGAUGAAGACAGCCGCCCCCCAAGAACCACCGGAUGGGGCUUCCGCUCUUUCUUUUCCUUGGCAUCCUCCAAGAAAGUACGAAAGCGCCGAUCUUUUCGAAAGAAGAACUAUUCCUCGUCUUCCGUCGACAGCAACUUGGCCUAUGGCGGUUACCAGUCCAGGUCUUCCCUAGAGUCGCAGAGAGGUGUCAGGAGAAGGAGCGGGCCGCAGAGGAAGAUUAGCCAGACCUAUUCUCAACACUCCCACCACGACAAGGAGUAUCAGCAACACAAGGACCAGCCCAAGGAUCAGUACCACCAGCCGAAGGAUCAGUAUAAUGAUCAUCAGCAGUACGAGCCUCAGCAUGAGUACCAGCGCCCAGAAUAUGUGCCGCAGAAUCAAUAUGCGCCCUCGGACCAGACCACACCAAGACCAUAUGUGGCCCAGCCCCAGUAUGCGCACUCGGACCAAACUACACCACGCCCACAGCACCAACAACAGCCACACGCGCAUCCCGAGCCGUACUAUCGUCACCAACAUCAGCAGUACCACCAGCAGCAACCCCAUGGUUAUCAGCACCCUUCGCAGUACCACCAUGACGAGCCCGAACACGAUCCAGAGCUCUUUACUCCUGAUGGCCGACCCAACUUGGCGCGAACAAAGACGGAUGAGGAGAUUAUUGAACUUGGGCGCAAGAUUUCUGACCUUGCUAGGGCUUCCAACCUCCGUGACCUGGAAAGGGCUGGCAAACAACGCCCAUCCCAGCUGGUAGGUGCCGCGACCGCCAUCUCCAACUUCCGCCGCCAGAAUUCGAGGAGGAAUGGACGCCGCGGUCUUGCUCCCUCCAAGUUUAAACGCAAUGAGCAAAAUGACGACGAUCAGGGCUGGGACACGGCUUCAGACUCGGACUCCGACUCGGGUGACAACACGGAAGAGGCCAGUGCUAGUGACUCUGACCUCGCCUAUGGUUCCUCACCUCACUAUUCGGACGAUAAGCUGUCUUCUCCCCCGGCUGCCGCGCCUCCACCACCGACCAUCAGCCCUCAGAAACCCUAUGUCAGGAACAAGGCCGUCGAUCCCUCCAAGUUUGGUCCCGUCAACUCCUUGCACGGUCUUGUGACUCCUCUGAAUAGCUUCCGACCGACUGAGAAUGCGCCCCCACCCCGUCAGUCGAAGCCUUGGCUUAACAGAUUCGAGAACGAUCCUCUUCCUGAACAUCCUACCCCGGCGGAUGAGCUUGAUACACCAAUGCAGAUGGUCUACCCGGUCGCUACCCCCGAUCCCCACAGGUUCGAUGCCGUCACCAGUCCAACUCUGGUAUCCGGCUCACCCCUGAUCACGUCACGACCCGUUGCUGUUGCCAUCCAGGCCCCCAAGCCCCGUGUUCCAGUCUCGACACGCGCCCUGGAGCAACAUCAAAUGCCGCGCCAGAGAUCAGCCGAUGGUAGGCACCUUGUGGCCGACUCAGCCCUGGCCAAGUCCAUUGGAACUGCAGCUAAUAAACAUGAAGUAAUCCGGGAUGAUACGCCACCCUCCAACUACCGACAACAUCGCUCGCGUGCUUCUGAUAUGAGCACUGGUUCCACUCACCCAUCUCAUGCUUCUCACCAUUCUCAGGUUCCGUCGCACCAUUCUCAUACUUCGCACACCUCUCACGUUCCGGUCCAUGUCCAGGUCCCGCUCCCUACGACCCGUGAUCUCGAGUUCGAUGAUUGGCACGACUUCGAAGACCGCCACAACCGCCUAGCCUCCGAUGUCCCCAAGUUUACCGACCCGGCUGCUGCCGGUGUUGCCGCGACACUCAUCGGAACCGCCCUCUUCCAGGAUCGACACCGACGAGACGACGAAGAGGAACGUAGCCUGGACCCCAACCACGUUCUGGCCGAGUACAAGGCACGCGUCCAGCAGGAGGAAGAGCAGCGCCGGAAAGUCGAGGAGGCCGAGAAGGAGCGCCUUGAGAAGGAACGCCAAGAACGGGAGGCCCGUGCUGCCGCUGCCAUCAAGCGGGAGCGUGAAGCUCGUGAAGCUCAGGAGGCCGCUGAGCGGGAAGCUCGCGAGAAGAAGGAGGCAGAGGAGCGUGCCGCCGCUGCUGCUCUUCAACUGGCCGUGCAGAGAGAACGCGAGGAGCGGGAAGCGCGUGAGGCUCUUGAGAAGAUGCAGAGGGAAGCUGAAGAACGCGCUGCUGCUGCCGCUGCCGCUCAACGGGAACUCGAAGCUCUUGAGAAAGCUCGUCGCGAAGCCCAGGAACGCGAAGUCCAGGAAGCCAUCGAAAAGGCCCGCCGUGAAGCGAUGGAACGCGCAGCCGCUGCCGAGGAGCGGGAACGUCAAGAGCGUGAGCAUCUUCAGAAUGUCCGUCGCGAGGCAGAGGAUCUUGCUAUUGCUGCCCGCCGAGAGCUUGAGACCCGCGAAUCUGCGAUUGAGGCCGUUGCCAAGGAAGCUAGGCGCCUCCGUGACGAAGCCGAUUACCGCGAACAGUACGAACGCCGUGUCCGAGAGGCCCGUGAAAUGCAGUACAAGGAGGAACGCCGAAUGCAUGAUGCUCGGUAUCGCGCUGAGCGGGACAAUAUGGUUGUCGAUAUUGAGCCCAGACACCGUAGCACUAGCCGGCAAUCGAGGGAUGAGUCUCCCGAGGAAAAGCGCUCCGAUAAAGGUAAGGAGAUUGACCGCGAGGAGCACCACCGUCCCAAGCCUCAGCCUGUUACCAUCAUCAACGAGCGCGACGUUCCGAAAGACGAGCCCAAGCCCAAGGUCGAAGAGCCCACCCGAUCCGUUCCGGGAGAGAAGCGAGAGAGUAUGGGCGACACCCUGAACCCGGAGCCCAAGAAGCCCAGCAAGGAGGAAAGACGUGCUAAGCGCGCCGAAACUCGCCGACUCCUCGCCGAAAUGCAAAAGGAACUCGAGCUCGAAAAGGAACGGGCUAGGAAAUUGGCCGAGCUUGAAGCCGCUGAGCAGCAACAAAAGAAGCCUAAAGAAGAGGAACCUCGCAAGUCUAGCCCACCUGUUGUGCCAGAGUCUUCGAAACUCACCAAGGACCAGGUUAGUCGCGACUCCAAGGAAGCACCAGCUCCAGGACCAUCCCCUUCGAAGUCCCCUAAAGGCGUAAUUGACCCAUUCCAAUUUCAGGUUCCGGAUGAUGCCUUUGCCACUCCCGUUUAUGCCACCCCGGCUAGGCCAUUGACUCCUCAGGUCCAUACCGUUCCCGAGCCUGAUUUCUCGCCUCCCAAGCGCCGUCAAGUAACCCGCCAGUUGACCGAUCAGGAGCUUGAAGUUCGUGAGAGAAUAACCCGUCGUGAUACCUUUGAAAUCGAGAAGCGCCAGGAGGAAAUCCGCAGGAGCAGGAAUGCGUCUGAGCAGCCAACUGGGGAUUAUUUCGACCCAAGGACUGCUUCCGAGGCGGACAUGAAAACACUAACGCCGGAGGGGCCCGAACGUGAGCGAAGCCGGAGCCGUAACCGGGCGGGAAGCCGUGUCCGCGAAUCCGAGCCACUGCGCGAUAUCACCGAAGAACCUGGUCGUGCCCGCAGCCGCAGCCGUCAACCCAGUUACGCUCGCGAGGCGGAGCCAAAGCCAGAUCCUCAGGUCGAAGCUAACAAGUGGUACCGUGACUACAAGAAUAGCCAGCGGAACGAACGCUUGCGCAGCAGCUCGCCUAAUCGAUCGGUCGUGGAUAAGUAUGACGAUUCAAAGUCCGAACCAUCGUCACCUGUCAUCGUCACAGCCGAACCAACGAUCAUCACGGCCGAACCUAAAUGGGUUACGGUCGAGCCUGCAGAUGAUGGAAAGCCCGCAAAGAGCAAGUACGCCGAGCCCAAUGCCGAUGUGAAGAUUGACCAUGUUAUCUUGCCGAGAGAUCUGCACAAGUUCCUCACACCGUCGGAGGAUCAUGCCAGUCUUCAUGCGCCCGCUGGAAAACCGAUGUUCAGUUCGAGAGAUCCGUCGUGUGAGAGGGAGAGGCCCUUGUUGACUUUGGUGUUGCCAACGCCCGCGCCCACUCCGAACCCAGAACGCCAACGGAGGGAACGCGAAAGACAAGCUGCCCGCGAGCCUCAGACAGGACCCAUCGAGACCAAGCCUACCUCCGAGGACCCCAAGCCAACGCCCGUUGCUGCCGACGAAUCGAAGAAGCCGAACUACAUCCUCAAUGCCCGCGGUGAAAUCGAAAUCAUCGCCCCGACCCCAAAGGAUGAAGACAACGAGUCCGUCAAGUCAGAUGGGUGGGUGGAGCCCGUGGCUGAUACGGGUUUGACGCAUGUUGUUGCGGACAGGUCGAGGCAAGCAGCCGUGGAAGCGAUCAAGCGCGCGCUGUUGCAACCCAAGAAGGAGAGGAAGGCGAGCAGUGCUUGGGGAGCGCUUGGUGGUGCGCUGCUCAAGAAGGUUGCUGAGGAUAGAAAGGCAGCCGCUGAGAAGAAGGCCGAGCUCCCGGCUGCGGAGGAGAAGAGCGCUGCUCCUGAAGUCGAGGAACAGAUUGAGGUCCCAGCUUCGGUUGUUGAAGCUCCAAUUGUUGAAGAGCAGAAAUUGCGGGAGCUCGAGCCUGAGACAAAGCCGGCUGAGGUUGUUGCGCCAACAAAGACUGAGGUGCAGCCCGAUGUUGAACUACCCCGCCAAGCCCUGCAUCCCGCUCCGGAGCCGCAUCCGGAGCCGCACCAUGACGCGCCGCCGGUCCCCACAAUUGCCAUUCAGGAACCGGAGAGCCCGAAAACGACUGAGGAGACCAAGUAUGAUGAGCCUAAGGAGGAGCCAAAGGAUGAGGGGCAGAGUGCGCUUCCCGAGGGAGAUUCUCAUGAAGAGAAAAGAGAUGAGGCUAUGCGUCAGAUUGUCGAUGAACAAACAAGUAGCCCCGUCAAGCCCAAGCGAAAGCUCCCGAAAGGUGUUGUAGAACCACCGAUCUUCUCUCCUUACCGCCCUACCUUCUCCGAUAACUUCGCCGAUGUGCUUUGCGGCGAGAACCCGAACCCCGACACGCAUGCCGAUACUUAUACCUGGCGCCGCGAUGGCGUGGCAUUAGAGCCGGAGACACAAACUUCUUCUACGAGUGAGGAGUGGGAGUCCCUUCCGCGAGAAGUGGAAAUUGAUAAGGACGAAACCACGACGAACCCAAAGAGGACAUUCAAUCCGGAUAAUCGAGAGCCGCCAGAUCGGUUGGGAAAGGAGUUCUCGUUUGAGGUUGUGGACCGCGAGAACUCCCAGACCUAUCCCUCCGAUGAGAGUGCACGGGAAGGCGAGAAGGUUACCACGGAGCACAGUGGUGUUUCGGACCGCCGACCUAGCCAUGAGUUCGCUGAUUUCCCGAAGAACCAGACCAAUGGCUCGACAUCGGGCGGCAAGCACGACCACAUCAUCACCACCACCACCGAAUUGAACGGCAACCAUGAGGAGCAGUCUUUUUUAGGUAAUGCCGGCACCCAUGGCGCAGGUGCCGGCUCGGCAGAAGAUUCUGAGGCUGCGACCGCUUCUGAGAGCAAGGAAGCGGAGGCCCAGAUUCUCCCUCGCCCAAAUGCCACCCAGGCCUCCAUGGGCGAUAUCCCCGUCGCUAAAGCUAAGGAGGAAAAGGAGGAGGAGAAGAAGAAGAAGAAGAAGAAGAAAUCACACGACAGCAACAACGCGGGCUCGGACAGUGCCCCCGAGCCAGCCCAACAGCUGCGACACACCGAUUCUCGGUUUAUCGACCCUGAAGUCCUAGUUCAUAGAUCCAUCACCCCCGCCAUCGAUCCUCAAUAUGGGGACCUCCUUCCUUUGCCUCCCUACCCUACUCUCACGGGACCUGGGUACCGCUACCUCGAAGACUUGCCCUCGCCGCUUGAUCUUGAUCUCGAACAACUUCCUGCACUGCCGGAAAGCCGACCUUCCACCCCCCCACCUACAUCUGCUUCCAGAAGCAGCUCGUUCAAGGCCGCCGUGGCAGCAAUGAUGGGCACCCAAUCCAUGGUUAAGAGACAAAGGGGUCACACUCGUAGCCGUAGUGCGCUCGAUGGGACCACCCCUGUCAGAGUCCCAAGCCAGACUGCUGUUCCUAUCCAGUUCCGUCUGAAGGGAAAAAGAUCAGGAUCGGUUCACUCCCUUCCUCCUCCUGAAGCUUGGGGUCAAUCGCCUGUUUCGAGGCCGUCUAGUGCCCAUGGUGACCCUGCUGGUGUCUCCGGUGGGACUUCCCCAGUCAGAAGCAGGCCGAGACCCAGUAGCUGGGAAAGUUCAAUGAGGGAGAUGAAGCCUCUGUAUCUUGUUGAACGCAAUGCUGCUGUGUCUGGGUCGGCGCCGGCUCGGGUUAUUGCUACUGAUACUGAUGAGGCACUUCCUCCCCCGGAGAGUUUCGAGCUGCCGGAUGAUGAUGAUUUGGAUUUGUUGCCUGCGCUGCCGGAGAGUGUGCCGGGAAGUGUGUCGGGAAGUGAUGCUGGUUCGCCUCUUGUUGCGCCCCAAAUUGAGAACCUUGGAAGGAAUAUGGAUGUGCCAAGUGAGGAUGAGGAGGAGGUUUUGAAGCCUGUGGAGGUGGAUCUUCCUACCACUGAACCUGAGACUGAGGCGGCUGUUGAGGCGGCUCUCCCUGCGCCGGAGGUUGUUUUGAGAGCUCUUCCCGUCACGGCACCGGAGACUGUCAAGCUGCCGGUUGACGAAGACCUUGAUCUCCUCCCAGCUCUUCCAGAGAGUGACGCUGGUUCACCUAUCAUCGCCCCCGCGGAUCUCUCCAGGGAUGUUCCCGUCGACGAAGUCCUCAACCAGGUCGAAGUCGAAGUCCCUAGCCCGGCUCCUGCUGAGAGGACUCUCCCUGCUCUGGGGACUGUCAAACUUCCGGUUGAUGAAGAUCUGGAUUUGUUGCCGGCUUUGCCUGAGUCCCCGACAUUCGAAACUGCUGUGCCCGUGGCGGUUUUGCCGGUCACGGUUCCUGCUGAAGGAACUCUUCCUGCUCCUGAGGAAGUCAAGCUCCCUGUUGACGAAGACCUCGAUCUCCUUCCCGCUUUGCCUGAGUCUCCUAUCACCGAGGCCGCUGUGCCUGCUUCUUUGCCGGCAGUCACUCCAGAGGUUAUUGAGGUGGUCCCGGCUGAGAGGGAACUUCACCUUCCUUCUCCAGAGACCGUCAAGCUUCCUGUUGAUGAAGAUCUGGAUUUGCUACCGGCUUUGCCUGAGUCUCCGACAAUUGAGUCUGCUGUGCCUAUUUCAAUACCAGCGGUUACGCCAGAAGUUGUCGAAGCGGUCCCGGUUGCUGAGCCUGAAGUUGUUGAGGCUCUCAAGGCUAUUGAGACUCCCGCUCCAGUUGAGAGGGAAAUUCGCCUUCCUUCUCCAGAGACCGUCAAGCUCCCCAUUGACGAGGAUUUGGAUCUUCUCCCAGCUCUACCGGACAGUGGUUGUACUUCACCUACUCUUCGUGAACCAGCCUCCCUUGUUUCCGUUGGUGAGUCUGAGGAUGAGGCUUUCGCAUCUCCCACGGAGGACAUUCUACCAGCUCCACAAGCUGUCAAGCUCCCAGAGGAUAUCAAGCUUCCUGUUGAUGAGGACUUGGAUCUUCUUCCGGAACUGCCUGAUUCUCCUGCAAUUGAGACCAUGCCUUCUAUCCCCGUCUCGGCUCCUGAAGAAGAAGAGACUCCAAAGACUAUCGAGAGGCCGCAGACGAUUGAACUCCCGGUUACUAUCGCUCCGGCUCCUGAGACUGUCAAGCUCCCGGUCGAUAAAGACCUCGAUCUUUUGCCUGCCUUGCCGGAUAGUCUUGCUACCUCUCCGAUAACAGAGACCAUGCCAAACCUGCCUUUUGAUGAGGAAGUAGCUGAGGAGACGCCAAAGACCGUUGAGCGUGAGGUCCCCGUUCCGGAAAGCAUCAAAUUACCUGUUGAUGAGGAUCUUGAUCUCCUUCCUGCUUUGCCAGACAGCAUCGCUACCUCUCGGACGCCCGCGACCAUGCCAACUUUACCUAAUCUGGCCCCUGAAGUUGCAGAUGCGCCCAAGGAGAUCCCGGUUGCCCCCGAGACUAUCACACUCCCAGCUGAUGAUGAUCUCGAUCUCCUGCCCGCACUUCCCGCAAGUGACAAUACUUCCCCAGAAAGAAGCACUUCUCCCGUUCUCGAGAAGGCCGCCUCGCCUGUCAUAGUCCCUGUCCCCGAGCCUGAGGCUGAGACAGUAGCGCUACCUGUUGACGAAGACUUGGAUCUGCUUCCCGCGCUUCCUGAAAGCGGCCCGGCUUCGCCUACGAAGGAAUACUCCUCUCUUGCUACAUCGCCGGUUAUCGCUCCUGCCGUUGAGAGGGAGAUUGAUAACGGGACUAAGCCUGUUCCGGAUGUCAGCCGUGAGUUGGAGGUGUCCAAGGAGGCUACAAUGCUCGAACCUGAGCCGGAGACGAUUUCAUUGCCGGUUGAUGAUGAUUUGGAUCUGCUGCCUUCGCUGCCGGAGAGUGGACCUGCUUCACCUACCAAGGAGCAUGCUUCUCUUGCUACUUCGCCUGUCGUUGCUCCUGUCUUCAAGCCUGCACCGGAAACCGUCUGCUUGCCGGUUGACGAAGAUCUUGAUCUCCUUCCCGCUCUUCCUGAGAGUGGUCUAGCCUCGCCCACCAAAGAGCAUACUUCUCAUACUACUUCGCCGGUCGCUUCUCCUGCACUUCUCAAGGAGAUCGAGACCGAGGCUGCACCUAUCCUCACCCUUGACGAUGAGGUCGCUAAGGAACUACUACCCAAGCCCGAGACAGUUUCAUUACCUGUUGACGAAGAUUUGGACCUCCUACCUGCUCUACCUGAGAGCGGUCCAGCCUCUCCUACCAAGGAACACUUCCCCCGUUCUGCUUCCCCAGUGGCCCCCGUACUCGAGAAGGAGCCAGUUCCCGAGGCCACCUCCGAGGUUACGCGUGAAGUAAUUCCUGAGCCCGAGGCCGUCUCAUUGCCCGUUGACGAAGAUUUGGAUCUUUUACCUGCUCUUCCUGAGAGUAUUCCGGCUUCGCCUACCAAAGAGUAUGCUUCGAUUGCCACCUCGCCCGUCGUUGAAGCGGUCAUUGAGAAGGAACCCAUUGUCGAGGCUGCCCCUGAAGUCGUCCCUGAGCGUCUACCGCUCCCAAUUGAUCAAGACUUGGAUCUUCUUCCUGCUCUGCCUGAGAGUGUCCCAGCGUCGCCUACCAAGGAACACGCUUCGCUUGCUACUUCUCCGGUCAUCGAAGCAGUUGUUGAGCCCGUUGUCGAAAAGGAGCCUGUUGUUGAGACCAUUGCUGAUGUUGAAGUUGUCCCUGAGCUUCUACCACUUCCGGUCAACGAGGACUUGGACCUCCUCCCGGCUCUGCCUGAAAGUGCUCCUGCUUCGCCUACCAAGGGACAUGCUUCUCUUGCUACCUCGCCAGUCAUUGAAGCGGUCGUUGAGAAGGAACCUGCCACUGAUGUUAUUCCUGUGCUCAUGCCUCUACCCAUCGACCAGGACUUGGACCUCCUACCGGCUCUGCCUGAAAGUGCUCCUGCCUCGCCAACUAAGGGGUUCGCCUUCCCUGUUUCUUCUUCAGCCGAAACCCCUGAAUCUGUUCCUGAGGCUGUCUCCGAGGAGAUUCCCAAGGCUCUUCCAAGUGAAGUUAUCCCUGAACUUCUGCCUCUUCCCAAGGCUCAAGAUUUGGAUCUUCUUCCUGUUCUGCCCGAGAGUGGCCCCAGCUCGCCUACUAAGGAGUUUGCUUUCCCGGUUUCUUCUCCCGCAGAAACUCUUGAAGCUGUUCCCGAGGACAAUUCCAAGGUUAUUUCAGAAGUCAACCCCGAGCUUCUGCCUCUCCCUAGGGAUCAAGAUCUGGACCUGCUUCCUGCCCUUCCCGAUAGUGGCCCCAGCUCACCUGUAUCAAGAGAUUUUGCAACGCCUGUGGCCCAGCCCAAGGAUAUUCCAGUCAUUGAAGAGAUCCAGCAGCCUUCCAAGGCCUCGGAGGAUGUCUUGUCAAUCACCACCCCCCAGGCCGAGUUCGUGCCACUUCCAGCUGAAUCUGACGACGGUCUCUGGGCUUUGCCUUCCCUGCCUCAGAGCCGUGCCGGCUCGGGAUACACCUCGCCUGUCACUGCCACUUUCCCGACUGACGAGGUCUCCCCACUCGUCAAGGCCAUCGAAGAGAUUUCCGAGCUGCCCAUCUCCGUCAACCCUGAAACUGUCCGCCUGCCAUCUGACGACGGUCUUUGGGCCUUACCUUCUUUACCCGGAAGCCCCGAGGGAUUGGGAUACGCUUCGCCAGUUGCGGCGAUGCCUGCCCUUGGUGUUGAGCCGCCUAUGCGGGAUCUUGAGGAGUACUUCCCUGAUUCAUCUGACCAAGAGACUGUCGAGGAAGUCCCGUCGAAGCUGCCGGUUGGGGUUGUUGCGACCGAGUUGCCGCUGGAUACCCUGCCUCAACUACCGGCUGAUGAGAAUCUUGAUCUCUUACCUGCCCUACCUGAUAGCCGGAGUGAGUCCCCUGAAAUUGCUCAGCCGUCGACGCCGAAGGUUGAAGAGACUAUUCCCGAAGAGGUCGAGAAGGCUGUUGAUAGCCCGGCUGUUGAGCGCAGUCUACCAGUUCCAGAGUCGGUCUCUCUGCCUGUUGACGAGGACCUCGAUCUUCUGCCUGAGCUUCCUGAGAGUAGAGGUGAAUCACCUGAGCUUGUGCAGCCCUCUGCACCUCAGAUUGAGAAGGCUGUUGAUGCUUCUGCUCCUGAGGGUAACCUGCCUGAGUCACUUCCUCUGCUCACUGAUGAGGAUUUGGAUCUACUACCCGAGCUGCCUCAAAGCCGCAGUGACUCGCCUACCGCACAGCCCUCAGCACCGAAGGUCGAACAGGCUGUUAUCGAGGAGGCCAAGAAAGCUAUCAAUGUUCCGGAUCUUGAGCGUAAGCUGCCUGAGUCAGUUUCUCUGCCUACUGAUGAGGACUUGGAUUUCCUGCCUCAACUUCCCGAGAGCAGAAGCAGUUCGCCUGGGUAUGAGCUCCAGGUUGCUGUGCCAGAAACCGAAGAGACUGCCGAGAAGACUGUCUAUCAACCUGAGCAACUACCUCUUCCUACUGACGAGGACCUCGAUCUUCUACCUCAACUUCCCGAAAGCAGGAGCAGUUCCCCAGGCUACGAGCUCCCGGUUGCCACCCCUGAGAUUGAGCAAGAGCAGCCCACCAUCGACAACGUCGCCAAGGAUAUCGAUCUCGUCCAGCCCCAAGAGCCAACCACUCCAGCACUCUCCGAACUACCAAGCCUGCCGGCCGAUGAAGAUCUUGAUCUCUUGCCAGAACUUCCCGCAAGCCGUGAUAGCUCACCCGAUUUGGCUGUUUCUUUGCCAGUCGAGGACCAGGAGGUGCUACAAGCUGAAGAAGACACCUCAAAGCAGCUUGCCCUUUCUGGGCUUCCCGCCUUGCCCGUGGAUGAAGAUCUUGAACUCUUGCCUGUGCUUCCGGAGAGCAGGAAUGAGUCGCCUGAGCCAGAGGCUUCCGUGCCUGCCAGCGUUCCCGAGCAAGCCGACUUGUCCAAGUUGCCAGCUCUGCCAAUCGAUGAGGACCUCGAUAUCCUUCCUGCACUUCCUGAAAGCAGAAAUGAGUCUCCUGAGCCUCAGCCUAUUUCUUUGCCCAAGGCUAUCUCACCAGAGGUUCUUCCUCUUCCGGCUGACGAAGACUUGGAUCUUCUGCCUGAACUGCCGGAGAGCCGGGGUAGCACUCCUGAUCAAGAGGCUGCAAUGCCAGUUGCCGCACCUGAAUCUCCCGUCGUUGAAGAGGCUGUUAAGAAUGUCCCAGAGGUUGCUGAAGACCUCUCCAAGUUGCCCGCACUUCCCGUUGACGAAGACCUCGAUAUCCUUCCUGCCUUGCCAGACUCUCCUGCCGUUGACAACUUCCCCGAAGAGGAGACACAGACCAGCCAGCUACUUGAGGAGGUAUUUACACAGCCUGCCUGGGAAGAGACGCAACCUACUCAGGCCAUCGAAGUUUCCAAGGACGACUUGUCGCAACUGCCCGCUCUACCGGAAAGCAGAAGCGACACGCCGCUCUCUGACCUGCCAGCCCUUCCUGAGAGCAGAUCCAGCAGCCGUUCUGAGGACAUCGAGACGGCGCCUAGCCUCGAGGACCCGUCAGAACUCCCGCCAUUGCCAGAGAGCAGAGAAGAUUCGCCCGAGCCCAAGUCACCAUUGCCUGUGCUUGGUACCCAACCAGAUACGGAGUCGCUUGCCAAGCAGGUUGCCCCUGGUCAAUCGUGGAAUGAGGGCGAGACGCAAGGUACGGAAGCCAAGAUCGAUGGAGAUUUGAACAAAGCUAAUAUCGAUUGUACAGAAGAAGCCAUCCCUACGUCUAACGAGAUCAUCGUAGGCCACGUCCGCCGCAACUCUUCCGAAGCUGCCCACCCAGGCGAUAUCUACGAAAAGCCAUCCUCCCAUAACCAAGCCAAGUCCCCGAUGCUUAUCGGCAACGACGACAACAACGACCCCAACGAGAUUGACUACAAGCUGGCCGAGACCAUCUACGAGGACAUGUGCGAGGAUGACGCUUCUACGGUGGCUGCAUCAGACGCCCCCAGCUUUUUGUCCGGCGCAAAUGCGGAACAAAAGGAGCAGAUUGCCAAAGCCCUUGCGGGCGACUCCGAGGCUACUUCUAGCUUGAGCCCGGAAAGCUCCUUCAGGGUGUUGCAGUAUUUGAAGAAGAGGGAUGCGGCGAUGAAGCAAGGACAGACGUAUGAGGAGGAGCCUGAGGAGGUUGUGCCUGGACCUUCCUCGCAGUACGAGGAUGAGGAGGAACAAGUCCCACAGGAGAUUGAGGAGGCGGUGGAGGCCACUGAAGAGCAGAUCAAGAAGUCCAAGGGAGUAUCAUUCGUGUCUCCAGAGGCUUCCGAGUCCGAGCCCACUCCUCCUGCUUCUGAAAAGCCCACCGUCCUCGAAGACGCACCUACCGAUGAAGACAUCGCAUCUGACGACCAAAGCACCCCUCGCCAAGAGCUUAGGAUCGGCAUUCCGGGCCCAAGCUCCAGGGUAGCCAAUCUCGAAGCGGUCAACGAUGAGCUCGAGAAUAUUCCUGGUACCGAAGAAGCCCAAGAAGAACAAGAAGAGGAACCUUCCAAGGCUUUGACCGACGAAGACAAGCGCACUGAGUCUGCAUCGAAUCAGGAGGAGGAGUCCAGCGGUGAACCCCAGCCCCAGCCCGGCUCCAUCCUCGGAGGCGGUCUGGUCGCUGAGCCUGAGCGACAGCCCCGGCCAAAGAGAGUAUCAAGCCCUGACGACCAGUGGGGUACUCUUGGCGACCUGGACGACCUGGAUGAUGAAGAUGACGAUGUCAGCGAAUACUCCCCAGGCGGUACUAAUAUGAAGCGGUACUCGCUUACUAGAUUGCCGACGUUCCCUGGUGUUACGGCUUUCUUGGGUAGGAAUUUUAGGAGCAAUUCGGAGCCGAACCCUCACCCGUCGGAUGUGCCGGUGCAGGACGAGAGGGAUUAUUAUUCUAGUGAUGAGAGGGAGAUGCUUGAGGAGGAGCAGAAACAGGAUUUGUUGGGAGAGGAGUUGGAGAGACGGUUGGAGGAUGUGAAGGUUGAUGAGAAGGAGGAUGAGAAGGAGAAGAGUGAGGAGGUUGAGGGUGCUGAUGAGUCGCAGACCGUGCCUGAACCGGAGAAACCCACGGAAACUGAGCCGGAGCCAGCGCAAGAGACACUUCCUACCAAAGAGCCCGAAUCAAUCGAAAAGAAGGGUAAGAAGAAGAAAAAGAAGAAGAAGAAUAAGGGGAAGGGCAAAGCCGUUGAGCUGGAGCCAGAAAACGCGGAGCCUGAGGCGCCAUUACCAACAACACAAGCUGAUCUGGAGACAACACUAGCACCUGAAGUCGAAGAGCCCAAAGAACCGGAGCUGGAAGCUGAACCCGAGACCAAGGAGGCCGUCGAACCAGAGGCGGCACCCACAAGCAAGCCAAAGAAGAAAGAAGAAGCCCCGGCCCCCAAGGAGUCCACCACGGACAAUGAAAACACCACCACCACUACCACCACCACCCUCCUCCCUGAGGAAACCCCUCUCCCCAAGAGCGGCGACCUCUCCCCUACUGAUGUUGGACCCCAGCCACCUACUCCUACUGCUACUGAUGAAGCUUUACCUGAAGCAACUGGCCUUGACACAAACCCCCAAAUACAGGAUUCUUUGGAUUCAGCAGCAGAAAGCAGACAUCUCCCGAGCGAAUCGCUUACCCCCCUGCCGGACCGUCAAGAUACUACUGAGCCUGAACCCACGGAAACUGCCAGUCAAGAGGACGAGGAUGCGACUACUACAACUAAUGCCAUUGAGCGCGAACCGGAACCGGAGACAGAGACCCCCACGGCCAAACAAGAGGAGGCCACCACUGCCGAUGGAAAGCAAGGUGAAUCCCAGACCGACGAUAAGGAAAAAUCCCAGGAGGAGCCAAAGACAGAGGAGCAACCAGCUACAGUAUCGCCAGAUCUUGCCUCGCCGACAUCAGAGACGUUCACUCCAAGACUUUUGAGACGGUCAACUGCCAAGAAGGAAAAGAUCAAGGCUGGAAAGAUGUCCAACCCAGCUUCACCUACCAUGGGUGCAGGCUGGGGCAUCGCCAGCCCUCCCGCUCUGAGCUUGGACAAGGCCCUUGAAGCCGCUGAUCCCUUCUCGGCUCCAGACUUGGAACGACGCAUGAGAACUGUUAGUGCGACAACCAGAGAAGCAGAGCGCUCAGCCAAGAUCGCUGAGAAAGAAAAACUCGAGCGAGCGCUUUUCUUGCAACGCAGGUCUACCUUUGACAACGUUGCCAACUCACCGACAUCUUCUACGCAUAACAGUGUCCUUGGCUCUACCUCCUCCGUGGCCGUAGAGACUGGUUCCAUCGGAGAGGAGAGGCCGGCGUAUGCGCUCAAGAGGGCUAGCACCGAUAGGGCUGAGAAGAAAAAGAAGCCGGCUGCUGAGAAGAAGAAGAGCAGGAAGUCCGAUUGGCCUGAUGCCUGGCCGGAGGACUUUGAUGAAGAGGCCACAAUGCCUCAGGAGUCUGGCCAUCCGAGCAUGUGGCCUGAGUUACAUGGCAGGGCGUCGCCGAGCCCGAUUAGAGGUCGGUCUGGGUAUAGGACGCCGACGCCGCUUGGGCAGUACAUUGAGGACGGUGGACCCAAGGACAUCCCUCCCCCUGAACCCAUCCCUGAGGUUCCUUCGAAACCCAUUCCUGAUGUUGGCUCCGACACUGCCACUCCUUCCUCGGUAACCAACAAGGAGCUUGGUGGUACUAUCAAGGCUUCUGGCAAGAAGGGCCGCAAGAGAAGAAGCUCGUCUCUUGCUGUCCCUACCGAUAAGGAAGAGGACGCCAAUAUUCAUAAUUCUGAAGCCGAACAGGGUGACUUGGACACUCAACCCUCCGGAAGUGCGCCCGGCACGAAGACCAAGAAGAACAAGAGAACACGGAAGGGCAAGGGCAAAGCCACGGAUUCCUCCCCUGCCGCUAAUGCUGAGGAUGCCGAGGGCCAGGAGGCCUCGGAUGGCGAUGAGGAGCCCUCUUCUGGCAAUGCGCAAGACGCUAAUGCUGGCGCUGCCGGCGAUGCGUUGGGCAAGAAGAAGAGGAAGAAGAACAAGAAGAAGGGAUCUCAAACUCCUUCCGGUCUCAUGAGCCCACCUCUGGAGCCGAACCCUGAGGUUGCUCAGCUCACGGCCCAGCUGGCUCAGCUUACCGAUUUGGUUCAGCAACUAGUUGUUGAAAAGACCAGAAGUCCCUCGGUGGACCCGGACACUCAAAGUCGCAGCAGGCGAAGCUCUAGUGUUACUAAGGGUAACCCCAAGAUUCGCAGGACAUCCUCCGGAGGUGGUGGCGAUGGCGAGACUCUCUACGACAGCGACGGCUUCUCGAUCCACGACGAAGACGAGGAACUCGGCGACGACAACAACGAGACGGUAGCAGCGGACGAGACGACCAAGGCAAAGCGCUUCAUGGGCGUGCCUUACCGACGCGGCAGCAAGUCCAAGUCAGACAAGGGCGGCGAAAAGGGCGACAAGGCCAAAGACAAGCAUCAACAACAACUGACAACGAACGCACUCAACUUCAAGAGCUCUUCGCAAUCGACAACGUCAACAACGUCAUCAAAGAUGAAUCUCGGGAUUCCGAAGCUGGGGUUGAACUCGCUCUUGGGCGGCAAGUCGUCAUCGAGCGGCCCCAAGGAAAUGAGCACGCAGACGAGCAGCCCGGAGCCCAGCCCGCGGAACAGCUUCAGCAAGGACGGGGACGAGGAAGUCCCGGGCUCCGAGGACGGACCGCCGGACUCGAAAAAGUAUCCCCCGUCGGCCAGCAAGCCGGUCAAGAGCAAGGUGCGCAGAGCGAUGAGCGGCUUGUCGAGGACCAGGGGCGCGCCCAGCCUGGAACAGAUCCCCGAGACGGAGUUCGAGGACUCGGAGCUGGAGGACGGAGCGUCGUCGCCUGGACCGAAACCGGGGAUGCUGAACCGCGCCAUGACGGGUAUGAGUCUGGACAAGCUGGACUUCAGGAAGCCGAGGUCGUCGUCAGUGGGAGGCGAGACGGAUCGCAGACCUGCCACGGCCACGGACGCGGAGUCAAUCAAUAUGGAGACGGCGUCAAUUACCCAGCCGAAGGGGUCGGCUAUGAUGAAGAGAGCAUUUUCGGGCAUGAUUCCUACCACGUCGAAGCCACGAGCGAGCCUGGAUCAGUCCGAGACGGAGUCGAUUUCCGGAGCCAGGCCGAGCAUGAUGAAGAGAGCCGUGUCGGGAAUGAUUCCGGGAGCGGCGAAACCACGGUCGAGCAUGGACUCGACGGCAGAACACUCGGGCGAACGCAAGAUGAGCAUGGGCUCCGCGUUCAAGAACUUCAGCAUGGGCGGCAAGUCCUCCAGGGAAGCAUCGAGGACACGGGAGCCGACCAGUCGGGGACCGAGCAUCGAUCUGGGUCCACGGGAGACGGACAGCGCGGAGAUCAGUCCGCACGAGAGCCCAGCGGUGAGGGCCGAAGUGUUGCCGGAUCCGCACCUACAUCAAAAGCCGGGAAUGAUGAAGCGAGCGUUGACGGGCAUGAACCCAGCCGCCUCACGACCGGAGAUGACGGAUCGCCGCGAAUCGGAACCGGUGCUCGAGAAGGAAAAGCACAAGACGCUCGACCGGCUGACGUUCGGUAUGAUGUCAAGGUCUCACGCGACACCAACGGGCGUGGGUACGCAGACUCCGGAUUCGGGGUUCAACAGCACGCCCGAACAAGACCUACUGGAGCCAUCGAGACCGGGAUCUGGGUCGGGGUCUGGAUCAAGCUCGAUCCAUCACCAUCAACAACAGCAGCAGUCAUCGGAAAAGAGCAAGACCAACAAGACGAUGAAGAUGCUCGGGUUGGGCGCCUUUACAAAGAAGGACAAGAACCCGGAGUUGGUGGAGACACCGCCGGAGACGAGCAGACCCGGUUCGUCGGGGUCGCAUCAAACCACGGCUGCCAAGCCCAGCAGGUUGGAUCGGACGAUCUCAGGGAUGAGUCUGUCCAGGCCAAGGAAGAGUAUAAGCCAAGAGACUUCUCCCCUGGACGCGGACUCGAGACCGGGAACUGGUUCGUCAAUGCAGCCGCCACAGCAACCGCAGUUCGCGGUGAGACCGGAUCCCAGCCCGGCGCCCAAGUCGAGAAUGGCCAGCUUCAACAAGGUCAUGACGCUGGGGUUGAUCAAGGACAAGAGCGAGAAGACUCCGACGCCCAGUCACCACGAGCCGGAGACAGCGACGCAGACGCCUAUGGAAUCCUCGGCAAGCGCACAUUCGAACGGGUCGAGACCGACGAGCUGGAACAGCAACCAGUUCCCCGAGAACCCGGUGCUAGAGGGCAAGCCGAGCAAGCCGCAGACGAGAAUGGGAAGAGCGAUGUCUGCUCUGAGCAUUCCGACGAGCAGGAACAGCGUCUCCCAGGAACGUCCAGCGUCGAGUUACCCGGAGACAACGACCAGUACCAACCUGACGGAACCGACGGACGUGACGGACUCGCACUCGCAUCACAGCCAUCAGUCAAAUCAGACGGCCACCACGGUGACAGACAGCAAGAAGGAAAAGUCAAAGAUGUCCUUCAAGAGCGUGGUCACACUGGGAAUGGCGAGCAGCAGUCGAUCAUCGAGCAGUCGGAGACAGAGCGUCGAGCAUGGCUCUCAGACCCAGCCGCAGCCGCCAACGGUGCAACAGCCGCCCGCGAUGCCGAAGUUGGAACUUCCCAGCUUUGGACUGGGCGAUUCCCUACUGGGAUCCCCACCGGGAACCUCAUCGGGUCUUUCUCCCCCGCCAAUCGGGUCGACAUCGGCACCUCCGACGUCUUACGGGUUUCCAAGCAUGAACCCAGAGACACCGUUAGAGAGACAGAAGGAUCUGGAGACGGCAUCAAUGAUGAAUCAACCCAAGCCGGGGAUGUUGUCACGGACCAAGACGGCCAUGAGUAUUGGCAGUCGCAAGGAUUGGAACGACAGCGCGGAGGCGGGAGAGAUGAUGAUGGGAGGAGAGAAGAAGAAGGUGAUGAGCUCCAGCGCGAAAGCGAACUGGAAUCGCGCGUUGAUGGGGACCAAGGGGAUGGGAAAGAUGGGCAUGGGAGGAAUGUUUGGGAAGAAGAAGGAGAAGGAGAAGGACAGGGGGACUGGUGUUGAGGAGGUCACGGUGAGCCCUGAGGAGGUUGAGCUACAGUCUACGUCAGAGGACAUUGAGGCUACGCCAGAGGACAGCAAUCCUGAACAGGUAGAGCUUCCACCUUCUCCUACAGUUCUCUCUGAUGCUGGGGGACCUACUGAAGCCGCUAUGGAGCCAACUGAGCGGGAAUUCGACCAGCAGCUUAAGAAAGACAACGAGCUACUCUCUUCACUCAACCCUCAAGAGAUCGAACUCCCACCUUCACCUUCGGCUAUGUCUGAGACCGAGAAGCUUACGGAAGCCGAGAUUGCGCCAAUUGAACAGAUAUUAAGUCAGCAAUUUCAAAACGACAUAGAGCUUCCAUCAUCAUCAUCAUCAUAUGCAGUCAAUCCUGAAGCUGUUCAACUUCCCGCCUCUCCUCCACUCUCAGCUUUGUCUGAUGCUGGUGAACUCGCCGAAGACAAAAAUGAGACAAUUGAGCAGAGCUUCAACCAGCAAUCCUUCAGGGAUGCAGAAACCCUGUCUUCCUUCAUAAUGAACCCUAAAGACGUCGAGCUUCCGGCGCCUCCUUCAACCCUAUCAGAUGCAGGGCAUCUCACCGAUACCGAGCCGGUGGUUGAACAAGCCAAGCAGAUCGUGGAGCCGCCUUCACCGGCCACCGCUGACCGUGACCUGGCUCUUGACAAGGAAAACAAACCGUUCAUUGGGCAGCAAUCAGACAUCCCACUUUUCACGCCUGAGGCUCAGGAUUCUCAGGUACCCGAAGCCUUGGGACUGGUGCCAACUUCUGAGGCUAACCUUUCCUCUCCCCCACUUCCUUGCUGUUCUUCCCGCUCUUCCAUGUCUGGUGCUUCUGAAGAAGAGCUUCCAUUACCCUCAGAAGACCUUCCCCCACUUCCUUCCUCUCCUAACCUUAUUCCAACUGCUAUUGCUACCCCUAUCGCUGCCACUGCCACUACCGCCACUACAACCGCUGCUGUUGCUGUUGCUGUUGCUGUUGCUGUUGCUGUCACUACCUCUACCGCUUCCGAGGCUACUACCGAAGCUAUUGAAGCCACCCACGACGAGCAUGCCCCGUCACAACGCGCGGCUGCUCGUUCUUCUUCUUCCCCUUCUUCAUUUAGAAUGACUGAGCCUGAAGAAGUGGAGCUCCCUCCAUCUCCUCACUCACCGGCGCCGCACGCGCACACUGUCACUGCUGUGCCCAGGCCGGAGGAGGUGGAGUUGCCGGCUUCCCCUGCUGUCGAUGAGCCUCAUCGCCAACUCACUCAAGACAUUGACGGCGACACCAAGCAGCCCGUACAUGAGGCUAAACAACAUGAGCAUGUCGACGCUCGCUCAUCUGAACUAAGCCUUGACCAGCACCAGCACCCUAUUUCCGAGAUAAGACCCACUGAGAUCCAACUCCCGCCCUCACCGAAGGUUACCCCUGACUCCCCUGAGGAAGUGGAGCUUAACGCGGCUGCCCCUGAGGCUGAAUCCACACCUAUCGUCGACCUAUCUUCUCAUGGAGAACUUCCUUCGCAUAACGAACUUCAUCAAUCGCCCAAGGUCACUGCCGAUGCUCAACCUGCCUCAGAGCCCCCAAUUCUAAUGGCUGUCCCAAGCUCCCUGGACAUGCCAACAUUGGCCGAGAUCAGAUCAGAGGACGUGGGACUACAGUCCUCGCCUUCUGAUGUUGAGCCUCUAGAGGAGCAACUUCAAAUUAUUACCGAGCUCCUUCAAGAUACUACAACCUCGACCUGGUCAGCUGCGCCUGUUAUGGUUCUUCCAAACGUAGAGCUUCCGACUUCCACUGAGCGCCUGGUUUCUCAUUCUCCCGCGGUUGAGGCUUAUGAUGCAGUGAUCCCAACUGCUGCCAUUGAGCCUGAGCUUUCUGAAGUAGAGGAUCUCCCGUCAUUGUCAAAGCAGAGAACACUAGCCGACGAAUUGGAUGGCCUUUCUGAUUCUGACUCCCAUGAGGCUUCACGUUUUCCCUCUCCCUCUGUCGACGCCCAACGCGCCGAGCUUCCAUCCUUCGCUGAAUUCCCCAGAGACUCUGAAGAACUCCCAUCCUCGCCAGCGCAGAAGACACUCGCCGAUGAAUUAGCAGACCUCUCCGAUUCUCAUGAACCUUCGCGUUCUCCUUCUCCUGAAGCUGGGAUUCAAAGAGCCGAGUCCCCAUCAUUCACCGAACUUCCCAAGGAUGCAGAACUCCCAUCUUCGCACUCCUCGCCUAUGGUGGCCCCUAAGGAUGUAGAGCUCCCAACCUCCCCCGAGCUUAUACUUUCGCCCUCUCCUGAGCCGAAAACCGAUAAUCAAGAUAAGGACUUUCCAAUCACGACCGAGUCACACGAGACCGCCAACAUUAUAAUCUCAACCCCCACGUCGCCCAAGGUCAGGCUCGAAAACACCGAGCUUCCGCCUUCUCCGCAGCAUCCUCAACUCUUGCCUUCGCCUAAUAUUGUACCCGGCUACCAGUUCUCGCCUGAGCCUAUCUCUGACGACGAGGGCCUGCCGCUCUCACCUGGGGAUGAGUUUGUGGAUGAUGACGACGAAGGGUCACCGGUUGAUGUUGAGCAAUACGAACGGAGCUUCAGUGAUGAUCCCCAGGAUGGAUACGCUUCUUCGCCCGAGGGUACUGUUGAGCAUAGGGAAAUCCAGCAGGAGUAUCCUGAAGCCUCAUCGCCCACUGUUGAGCUAGCUGAAGACGUAGAACUUUCGCGUUCUUCUUCGCUCGCAUGGUCGCCAAGAAUCUCACCAGCGGAAGUGGAACUCCCUGCUUCUCCCCUGGAGGAGGAGUUUGCGGCGGAAACUAUCGAGUCGCCCAAGUUCCCUGCUUCGUCCCCUUCACCAAAGAGUACACCCGAGGACGCAGUCCUGUCCCCCGCACUUGAGGCGGCAAUGGACUUCACGCCUUCUUCACCUGUUGAACGCUCGGUUCCUUCAACUAAGGAUGCCCUUGAGGAAAGGGCCGUCUAUCCUGCACCUGAGGAGGAGUCGGUAUCGUCGCCCCAGAUUACACCCGCGGAUAUUGAGCUCCCAGCUACUCCUACCGAGCAGAAUAUCGCCUCUGAGAACGCCGAGCUUCCGUCUUCCGAUAAGAGCAUCCCAAGGGACGCGGUCCUUUCGCCUGCACCUGAGGUCGAGACCGUUAAGAUUGCGCCUUCGUCCACAGUGCAACACCCUGUUUCUCCCAAGAUUCCAUCCGAAGAUAUGGGAUUGCCAAACCCGCUGUUGCCUGAGGCCGAAUAUGAAGAAAUGGAGCUCCCGAUUACUGCCACUGCCGCUCAGUUGCCUGAAGAUAUUGAGCUGCCGCAGUCACCUGUCGAGACUGAGUCUAACGAAUUCGAACAUCCACCUACCACUGGGAUUCCUACUGGCACCGAGGUUUCGACUUCCACUUCACCAAAGAUCUCUCCCCAAGACGUGGAACUCCCCAUGUCGCCCGAGGUUGAAGUCCAGCACGUGGAGUUCCCCACUCCCGCUCACGAAGUCACUCGUAGCCUUGGCGAUCAAUCUGACAACAUCCACGAAGAAAUCUCAUCUUCCCCGAAGGUUACGCCCGCGGACAUCGAACUCCCAACUUCGCCUGUGGAAGAAAGCACUCCCACCGCGUCUGAAGAACUGCCCAGCUCUCCCGAGGUCGAAGUUCAGCACGUCGAAUUCCCAACUCCCGCUCACCAAGUCACCCGCAGCCUUGGCGACCAAUCUGACAAAAUCUACGAAAACUCAUCCUGGCCAAAGAUUGCGCCCGAGGACAUCGAACUCCCAACCUCGCCCGUGGAAGAAAGCACCCCCGCCGCGUCUGAAGAACUGCCCAGAUCGCCCGAAACCCAAGUCCUAGACUCACCCAAAAUCAUGUCCGGAGACACUGGUUUGCCCGAAUCGCAUAUGACCAAAGCGGAAGUCGAGGAGAUGGACCUCCCUACAGCUGCUGAGCAGGCCACUGAGCAGGAUGAGCAAAGCGUUGGUGAACAAUCUGACAACGAUUUCGAGGCUGAGCCUUCGCCUAAGAUUGUGCCCGUUCCCGAGGAGGUUGAACUCCCGCGCUCGCCUUCGCCUGUUGAGGACGUGGAACCUGUGGAGGACUUGGAGGAUUUGGAUGUUGAUGUUGAUGUCGAUGAGAUGCAGCACUUGCAUUCGCAGCAGAUUAUCCCGCCUGGUCUUCAGCGUGCGGUUUCGCCUGAUACUAUUGCCGAAGAGGUCGGGCUUGUUCCGGAAGAGGUCGAACUUCCUGCUUCUCCCGUAACCGAGGCCACGCCAGAGGAUAUUGAGGCUACGCCAGAGCAUAUUAAGGCCCCACGCUCGCCAUUGUCUGCCGAGUUAGACGUCGAUGAGCUUCAGCACAUGCACUCCCGGCAAAUCAUUCCGCCCAAUCUUCACCGUUCAGUUUCCCCUGCACCUAUUCCAGAAGAGACACAAUCCCCGGCUUUGCCCGAGACUAUUGCGGAGGAUAUUGAGCUUCCUGCUUCUCCCUUGACUGAGCUCGCUUAUGAAGAGGUUGAGGUUACACCAGAGCAUAUCGAGGCCCCGCGCUCGCCAUCGCCUGCUGGUCUGGACGUCGAUGAGGCCCAGCACUUGCACUCCCGGCAAAUCAUUCCGCCCAAUCUUCACCGUUCAGUUUCCCCUACAGCAGUUGCUGAAGAUGCCCAAGUUGUUGCCGAAGAGCCCAAGCUUAUUCCGGAAAAGCUCGAAUUUCCUGCUUCUCCUAUAACUGAGGUUGCGCCAGGGGAUAUCGAGGCCCCAAGAUCACCUUCGCCUGGUGAGCCUGAGCCUACUGGGUUGGAUGUCGAUGAACUCCAGCACUUGCAUUCGCACCAGAUUGUUCCGCCUAAUCUUCAGCGCUCCGUUUCGCCUCAUAAUGUGCUCGAAAAGGCCGAGGUUGCUACUUUACCUUUGGCUGAAUCUACACACGAGGAAGUCGAGCUUUCGCGCUCACUCUCGCCUGUACCUAAGGUGGAUGUUACCGAGCUUCAAAGCUCGAACCAGAUUCCUCCUCUGUACGUUCAGCGUGCAGAUUCCACUUGGGGUGAAGUUUCUGAAGAUGCAGAGCUUCCCACCUCGUCUAUAAAGGAUAUCGUAUCUGAAGAGGUUCAGAUCCCCGCUUCGCCAAAUGCUGCUCCUACUGAGAACGAGCUUCCAACUUCAACUGCAUCCUCGCCUAGGAUCGCACCCGAGGAGCUUGACAUUCAGCGCUCUCCACCUGUGGAGGACUUUGACAUUACCGAGCUUCAACAUCAGCAUUCAACUCAGAUCAUCCCUCCCCAUCUUCAACGCUUCGUUUCGCCUACAGCCCAAUCCCAGGCUGUUCCUGAAGAUGUUGAGCUCCCUGCGUCGCCAUUGGAGAAGCUCAUGCCUGAGGAGGUUGAACUUUCACGCUCACCUUCACCGGUCAAGAAGGAAUUAGAUGUCAUCGAGAUGCAACAUCAACAUUCGACCCAAGUCAUUCCUCCCCAUCUUCAACGCUCCGUGUCGCCUACAGUCGAGGCCCAGGCCCAGGCUGUUCCAGAAGAUAUUGAGCUCCCUGCUUCGCCUUUGGAGAAGUUCACGCAUGAGGAGGUUGAACUUUCGCGCUCACUUUCACCUUCACCUUCACCAGUGGAGAAAGAAUUGGAUAUCGUCCAGAUGCAACAUCAACACUCGGCUCAAACCCUCCCUCUGUACGUCCAACGUGCAGAUUCAACUUGGGGUGAAGCUGAGGAUAUUACUGAGAAGGUUGAAGCCUCUCCUGCUUUGCCAUUGGAGAAGUCCACGCUUGAAAGAAUUGAGCUUUCAGGAUCCCCAUCCCCAGUGGAGAAGGAACUGGACGUCAUGGAGAUGCAGCGUGAACACUCUGCUCAGAUGAUUCCUCCCCAUCUUCAACAACGCUCCGUGUCGCCAGAUCAACAUCCUACUCAGAGCCUUCCUCUGCUCGCUCCUCUGUACGUUCAGCGUGCAGAUUCAACCUGGGGCGAGGCUGUUGUUGAGGAUGUGUUGGAGCUCCCGCGAACACCGUCACCUGUUGACGAGUUUGAAGCGUCCGAUGUCCAAACUACCACGUCGCCAAAGAUCGUUGGUGAGCUGGACGUUUCUGAGACCCAAAGAUUGCAUCCAAGCCAGAUGCAUCCUCUAUACGUUCAGCGAGCGGAUUCAACUUGGGGUGAGGUUCUUGACGAGCUUGACCUUCCGACUUCGCCUCUGGAGAAGAUCGCACCUGUCGAGGUCGAAGUUCCUCGCUUACCUUCACCGGUGGAGAAGGACUUGGACGUCGUUGACAUGCAGCAUGAACACUCUGCUCAGAUUCUUCCUCUGUCGGUUCCUCUGUACGUUCAGCGUGCAGAUGGAACUUGGGGCGAGGUUCCUGAGGACGUUGAGCUCCCGCGAGCACCUUCGCCUGUCGAAGAAAUGGAGACCUCUGAGCAUCAACUAGUCUCCGACCUUCGGAUCAUUCCAGAGGAUAUCGAGCUCCCAGCUUCUCCUGUUACUGAGGAUGUGCCCGGAGAGACUCAGCUGCCACGCUCGCCAUCACCUUUCGACGAGUCCAAGAUCACCGAACUCCAACAUCUGCAUUCGGCCCAGAUCAUUCCCAGGAACAUUCACCUUGCGGCUUCAUCUUCCGGCUCGCCAAAGAUCAGAGCGGAGGAAGUCGAACUCCCCGCCUCGCCUGUGGAGGAACUGGACGUUGAUGAGCUUCAGCGAUUCCACUCAAGUCAAAUUGUUCCUCCGCAUGUUGAGCGUUCGGUUUCGCCGUCCGCUGAGGAUGCUGUUGCUCAAGAUGUGGAACUUCCGUUUUCUCCAGUGGUUGAAAAGGCAGAGGAGCAGCUUCUGGUUGAGCCUAUUGAUCAUUCUGAGGUUCCAGAAGAGCAAGACGAAGAGCAGCAUGACAAGCACACUGCUCCCGUAGAUUCGCCCGUCACUGCACCCAAAGACGUCGAGCUCUCUCAUUCGCCUGUUCUUCUGCCCAUAGACGUUGAGCUUCCGGCAUCACCUGCCACCGAAUCAGACCCAGAACCAAUUGAGGAGCCCGUCCGCCAAAGUUUCGACUCGGACCUGUUCUACGAUGCCGUUGAGGGUAAAGGCAAACAACCCGCAACCGGUGCUGAGGAACUAACACAACAGGACGAUACUUCAAAGACAAGUCCGGCACAGAAGUGGGAGGUGCUCGACAAUGAUGACCUUGACUCUAUUGACGGCGUCGAUUCAGAACCCUCGGAAAACGGCCUACUCACGGAGGCUCCAACAAGUAAGCAAGCGAACCAAGAAAAACCAGUGGCUGCUGCGAUCGAGCGAUCGGAAGAUGAUGCCCCCAUCAUACCUCGAACUACCACUACUACUACUGGCGACGGACAUCAUGCUGACAUUCUCAGCCGCGAAGCAGACACCAAUGUGGACCUUCGUCGGUCGGCUGGUGGGUCGCCAGUUCCAACUUCCACGUCGAUAGCAGCAGCCACCGUCGCCGCAGCAGGAGCAACAGCACUCGCUGCGGCCGCCAUGAAUGAGCUUCUUACAACAUCAACAAAAGACGAUGAACCGGAACUGAGAGAUGAUACCGUUGAAGUCCACCCCGCCGUCAAGGGCACCAUCAACAGAGGCUUCGAUGAGUACGACUAUGCUACUACUGCGCUAUCUCCCACCAUGGUUGGCCUUGGUCUCAUUGAGGAUGCCCCCAUGGAGCUGUAUCCCAUGGAUGGGCCCUCUCCCAAGCUUCUCUCCGCUUCCACAUUCCCUCUGGAGGAAGCUGGAAAUGAUGAGGGCGAUUACUUCGCCAACGUCAAGCUGCCCGAGGGUGCUACCUUCGAGGAGCUUCCUUCCGAAGCGGAGGAGCCUGCUCAUGAGCACGCCAGCCACUUCACUCAUGAUCCGCCUUCCGAGCCUGAAGAGCAUGAAGUUAAGAAGGCAAGGAAGUCAGUCGACGAACCGCAGGGGCCUGAGACACUCUUCGCUCCACGCAAGCCGAUGCCAUAUUCCUCAACCAGGGAGAUACCAGUCAAAGGAUCUUCUCCCAAGUCCGCUGCCCCGUCUCCUUCCGCUAAAGAGACGCGCCAACCACCCAAGCCAGCAGAGCCAGUCAGACACAAGCGCAUCAGGUCCACCGAGCCAGCCCGUCUCUCCAACGAAGCCCUCGCAGCGUCUCUCUCGCCACCCGCUAAAACCUCAACCAGAAACUCAUGGCCUGCCGCUUCCACCGGAAAAGCCAAAGCGCUCGCCGCUUCCUUCCUUGAGUCUUCUUCCGUCAACCGCGGUUCCUCACCCGUCACGCCCCGCUUCCCGCCAUCUGCCAUGCACCAACAACAGCCACCAGUCUCAGUCCUGCUCAAAGAACAAUCCCAGCGCCGGUCCCGCGAAAUAGCAGCCAAUUACCUCGAGAUGUUCGCCGACGACCGUAAAUUCCGAUCAAAAUCCCGACCUCGCAGCCAACCGUCAUCUUUUUUAGGUCGGGCAGCACCGGACGCCGCUAUUAAUAGGGUGCCGGUGCCGGUUGAUUUGGAUUCGUUGGGUCAGACUGUUGUUCCUGAGCCUGAGGAACCUGAGAAAGAGAAAGAAGAGCCGGCUGGUGCUAGUCCGCCCUAUUUCACUAGCUCGGUAGACUCGAUGGGGUCACCGCCGGGUGGACAGGAACAGUCGCACUCACAAGCUUUGUCGCAAGCUCUGGAGCUGGCUGUUUCCUACUUGGAUGACGAGGGUGAGGACGUCGGUGCCGUGCCCAUGGUUGUUACACCUGGGGUGGAUAUGGAGAUUACGCCUAGUCCUGAGAGUUUGCCUGAGUUGCAGCCUGAACAAACCAAGACCAGUGAGCGUGGGGUUGAGGUAAAGGCUGCACAAGAACCUGAGCCUGAGCCUGAGCCUGAGCCAGCAACAUAUGAACAUGGCAAUUCUCCUGUUUGGGGACGAGGAAUGUCUCUGCCUAGUGUCGAAAUCCAGCCCGCCACUCCCGAGGCGAGAGCUGACAAAGAAGAGGUCGAGUCCUUGUUCGAAAUUCCUGCGCAUGCGCAUGGGGUUGAGACUUUGUCGACGGUGAUGGAGGAGUCGGAACCUACAUCUGCUGAUGAGGACCAGGAGGAACCUACUCCUGUUCCUGCUUUUGUGUCGACUUUUGAAGCACAUGAAGCUCCUGUCAUCGAAAGGUCCGAACAUGACGAGCGCUCUCCUUCACCUGAACUCCCCAAGGAGGAAGUCCACCCGACUCCAUCUGUUGAGCUUGACAUUGCUGAGAUGCAGCGGUUGCAUUCAAGACAAAUUAUCCCGCCUCAUCUUCGGCGUUCGGCUUCUCCCACUCCUCAAACCAAGCCUGAAGAGGUUUUGCUCCCAUCGUCGCCUGUCCUGGAGCCCCAAGACGUUGAACUCCUUUCGUCACCUGUAUUUUCUGGGGAAUCUCAACACACUCCGACCGAUAUCGACAUUGCCGCACUCCAGCAGUUGCACUCAGGACAGAUCAUCCCUCCCAACCUUCAACCUUUGGAUUCUCCCACUUCUGAGGUCACCCCCGAAGAGGUUAAAAUCCCCUCUUUUGAGCCUAUCCUGAACCCAGAAGAUGUGGAGCUUCCCACCUCUCCGGUGGAGGAGAUGAUCCCCAUUGUUGCCACGGGUUUGGUCGCAGCUGGACUCAUGUUAGCUUCUGAGGCUUCCGAGGCUUCCAAGCUUCACGAUCGCUCAGACGAAGAAUAUUCUGUACCCGCUUCUCCAGUUUCAGUUAGAGAAAGCGAGAGACAUCUGGCUGACAAGGUCGAAGAUGCUCACCGUCCUGUAACGCCAGAGGUGUAUCCUCAGGAUGUUGAACUCCCUGCUUCCCCCGAGAUUAAGCCCCAGGAUAUCGAGCUGCCUACCUCUCCCAAGGUUUUGAUGGAUCAGCCUCCUCAAUCCCCUCCCGGCGUUCCGGGCUACAGCUCCAGGCCAGCGCCGCCGCCUUACAAUCCUCCCUCUGACAAGCCGCCCCUGCCCUCGGACUGGACGCCUAUGUGGGACGACGAGUAUCAGAGAUGGUACUACGUUGAGGAGGCCACGGGCCGCUCGCAGUGGGAAGCUCCUGGCUUUGAGGUUGAGUUGCCUGUUUCUCCGAGAAUUGUUUCUGAGCAGGUUGAGGUUUCUUCUUCUCCUGCUAUUGAACCCAGGGAUGUUGAGCUUCCGUCAUCUCCUAUCGAACGUGAGGAGGUGCAGCUCGCCUCUGAUUCUGAUUCUGAUUCUGACGAAGAGGCGGAGGAAGACAACAAGCCAACUGAUGAAGCUCCUCGUGUCCCAAGCCCCGAGGAGAUCGAGCUACCUUCAUCUCCUGCCAUUGAACCCAGGGAUAUUGCGCUUCCGUCCUCGCCUAUCGACCAAUCCGAAGAUGCAGUGCUCGCCUCUGACUCUGACUCCGAGGCAGAGGAGGACAGGACAGUUGCUGAAGAUGAUGUCACAAAGCCCGAGGAGAUUGAACUGCCCUCAUCUCCUGCCAUCGUACCCAAAGACAUCCAGCUCCCUGCUUCUCCUGCUGUUGAGCUCAAAGGCAUCGAAAUCCCGUCUUCGCCCGAGCCAGAACAUGAACUUGACUCCGAAGGUGAACCAGAAGCAGCAACACACUUUCUGCUCGACUCCGACGACGAAGACGAGGAAGAUGACUACGACCCGCUAGCCGACCUCCUUCCCUCGCCCGAGGUCAGCCCCCAACAAAACCGUGAACGUUAUCAGCGGGAACUUCCCCAUCCUCAUCCGCUCAUGAUGCACCCCGUCGAAUACUCAGCGCCAUAUCAACCCGGAUAUGAUGGGCCAGAGGAAGAGGUCCACACGCCUGUUCAUGUUGAACCGGUUGAGUUUUGGCAUUCGCCUGAGUUGAGGUACCAUUACUCGCCUGAGCUGAGACCUGCCGAGCGGGAAUUCGCGUCUUUCCCUGAGGUUAAUCCCGAGGAUGUGCACUUGCCUGCUUCACCUACAGAGGAGGAGGAGGUGCCGCAUGUCGAAGGCGAUAGAGGAUUGUCCCAUGACAUGCCAGAUGAGUGGCAGAGUGAAAGUGGAAGCGAGAGUGACGACAAUGAGGAUUUUGAGCAUGACGAUGAUGCGGAACAUGAAGUGCAUCAAGCAGAAAGUGUCGCGAUCGUCGCUCGCGCCGGCACCGUUGCUGUGUUUGGCGGCGCUGCUGCGGUUGUGGCGAACACUUCGAAGAAGGAAGACGAAGCGAAAGAUGAUCGCAAAGUGGAAGAACUGGCGGAGACUGAAGAGCAAGAUGAAGAGGGUGAGAAGACGGAAAGUGAGAGUGAUGAAGGGAAUGAAAGAAGCGAGGAUGAGGACGACCAAGUCAAACCUGUCACGGCUGUGCGAGGUGAUGACAAGCGAGAAGACAGCGAGGAUGAAGAUUCGGAGUUUGAGGGGCAGAGUGAGAGAGGAGGGUCUGAGGAUGACCAUGAAGAUGACAAAGAGGACUACCAUGGUGAGGAUGAAGCCAAGGGCACUCCCAGGGCUAUUCCUGGAGAUGGCGACAAACAACGUACGGAGGACGACGUGCUGUCGGUUUCGAUCAUGAACGAUGCGGAUACCAAGAGCCUGGCAAGUAAGCCUUCUUCUGAGGGACUUCCCGAACCUAGUCUCGACCGCCAAGAUUCCGAGACGCUUCCCAAGGCAAUCAGGGAAGGAGCGCCAAUGCCGUGGGCAACCCAAAGCAAGCGUCGGGAAGAGUCCCACUCGCCUCCCCCGGUUGUGCAACGCACGUUCUCUUUCCCUGACGACAUUGCGGAGGAGGAAGCAUUUACCGUCAGUCGCUCCAACACGAUGGCGAGUGAAGGUGGUGGUGACACGAAGCAUGGGGAAGGUCCGGCCGCAGACAGUCACGCGACAUCGGAUCAACCUCACCAUCAUCAACAUCAACAAACCCCCAGCGCGCCCAUGUCCACCAUUUCAGACUACGCGCAUUCCUACAACAGCCUACCGACGUUGCGGGAGGAAGAUUGGGCAACGGAUGACGACAGACACAAGAGCGACCAGGACGGCGAUUCACCCAUCAACAAAGCCAGCAUCACGGGCCUUUUCAGAUACGGGACUCCCAUCAUGGAUCCCAACCGUGAUAGUGGCUUCACCUUAUCGGCCAGGGGCUCGCCGCAGAUGCCACGGUACGCGGUCUUCAACGAGCAGUAUCACCAGCAACAACUUGAGCGACAAGCCCAGAUCAAGGAGGAGGAUCUGCGAGAGAGAGGGGUUGAUCUACGGGAUUUUGCCAAUAGCCCGUCUGCUGGCAGUGACCGGACCGAGACUGGACCUUCGUCUCCUCUGAGAACUACUGGGACUCCCAAGAUCCAGGAACCAGUGCCUCAGAACACGGAGGUCAACAUGGAUGUCGUCAAGGAGCAGCAACACAGCAGCAAGGAGACAAGGCGGGAAACACCACAAGACAAAGCUGCUGAGCAACAUAUUCCCAAAACCUUGCCAGGCCUUGGAGUCCCCGCGAUGAGGCCAACAGGCGCUUUCCGGAGUGUCUCGGACAUCAGCCAGCAAUUGCAAUCAGCAGUCUCAGGAAGCCAAUCGCCAUCACCGGUUGGCCGGCCAAUCCCAUCCAACACUGGUGUUGCACGACAGGGACUGCGGUCUCCCGAGCCGCUGAGUACUGCCAGCAACUUCUUCAACAACUUGCGGCCUGACAGUCCAGGCAGCACCACCAGUAGCAUAAUCAGCAGCCGGUCUCACACGAGCACUCCCCCGCUCAGGCGGAUGGACAAGCGGGCCACUGGCAACCUGCGCUCCCUUUCCUUUGGCAGCCAACAGGAUCCCGCCGCCAAGUCAUUCCUUGGAACACUUGCAGAAGAGGGAGAACAGCAAGGUGAGGGAGAGACUGCUACUGCUACAGUGAGCCCUCCACCACCAAGUUCCAGAAGCCUGAACGCUGGUGGCACUGUCAGCCCAACAACUCCCUCGCGUGGUGGUGGUCAACAACACAGUGACACCAUUCCCACCUCCACCACCCGAUCGGGAUCAUCGCCGACGGCUGCCCCCCACCACCAAAACCAGGCCCCAGCCACCCCUAGUCCUCCCCGGCCCAACACUAGCAGGGCUACCAGCGCUAACAGCGUCCUUGCUGGGGCCGGUGCAGCUGCCCUGGCAUUGGGCACUACCCACUUGCUCUCCACUACCACCACCAACUCCAGCUCCAGCCCUGUCGCCGGUGACGACAACAAGAACCUCGACACCAAAGACAAACACAAACAAGCUGCUGUGGUGACAACGCCCCGGGCUCUUUCUGUCGCACUAUCUCCCACGCCCGUCGCCAAUGAAGGCCGCACCCGAUCUAAGGGGUCAAUGGAUGUGUCCGACGUUUAUGAUGGCUUAGGCGAAGGUCGCCUGGGCUCUCCGCGAUCGCCCGCCCGUCCGCCCAGCUUGCGCAAACGGCAAAGUGUCCAGCUUAUUGAUCUGGAGAGACAACUUGCCCAGUUGAUGGCCGAGAAUGCCGCGCUGCAAAAAGCCAAAAAUGACGCCGAAACCGAAUUGUCCCAACGCAACUCCGAGCUGAGCAGCAUCCUUGCCGACAAGAAUAUCGAGAUCGAGAACUUGCAACGCGAAAUCCAAGAAACACGCGAAACAUGCGACCGACUCGAGGAAACAUACGAAGGCUUCAAGAGCUCAACUGCCGCCAUUGCUGCUAAGCACAGCGACAAGGUGCGCGAACUCGAAGAGCAAGUGAGGAAAGCCGCCGAGGAACUCGCCGCCGCUCAGGGCGGUCACGAACAAUAUACCAAGGCCAUUGCAGAGAAGGAUGCCCAGAUCGCCCAUCUGCGCGCCCAAUUGGACGCCCAAGCUGCCCGGAUCAGCGAGCUGCAGAAGGAAAUCGAGAACCAAGAACAAAUUUUCCGGUCACCGGAGCCUUCUGGAGCCGAUGACUUCCUCGACCUGCACGACGUCGACUACUUCGACCAGCGUCUUUCCCAGCUCUGUGCCCACGUCCAGCAAUGGGUCCUCCGCUUCUCCAAGUUCAGCGACAUGCGCCACUGCCGCCUGACCUCCGAAAUAAACGACGAGAAGCUGAUCGACCGCCUCGACAACGCCGUCCUCGACGGCUCCGACGUGGACGUCUACCUCGCCGACCGCGUUCGCCGCCGCGACGUCUUCAUGUCCAUGGUUAUGACCAUGAUUUACGAAUUUGUCUUCACCCGUUUCCUCUUCGGCAUGGACCGCGACCAGCGUCAACGGCUCAAGUACCUUGAGAAACAACUGUCGGAAACCGGACCCGUGCAUGCAGUCCGGCAAUGGCGCGCUGUUACCCUCACGCUGCUCAGCCAACGAAGAAACUACAAGAGUCAGCGAGACCGUGACACGGAAGCAGUCGUCCAAGCUAUCCUCGACGCACUGGAUAAGAUCCUGCCCCCGCCGUCAGACAAGGAAACCGUCAUACUGGAACAGCUCCGUCGUGUAGUCAAGGAGGCCGUUUCGCUGUCAAUUCAGAUGCGUUGUCAAAGAGCGGAGUAUAUCAUGCUCCCUCCCCUUCAACCAGAAUAUGAUGAAAGUGGGGAAUUGAUCGAGACAGUGUCGUUCAAUGCUGCUUUGAUGAAUGAACGCAGCGGAGACGCCGAGGUCCCCGAUCCAGAGGAAUUGGAGAGGAUGAGGGCUACCGUGCGAGUGGUCCUGUUCCCCCUGGUUAUUAGGAAGGGGGAUGAUAUGGGUAGGGGAGAUGAUGAGGUUGUUGUUUGUCCUGCGCAGGUUUUGGUGCAGAGGCCGAGGAAACAGAGGAGGGUUGUUAGUGGGGGGAAGCAGGUGGCCAGGGACCGGGAGCAGCCAGUGCAUAGAGAGCAGAGGGAACCGGUACCGCAGGGGAUGAGAGGGGGAUGA
Messenger RNA from Sordaria macrospora k-hell, 33321 nucleotides. Lineage: Eukaryota; Fungi; Ascomycota; Sordariomycetes; Sordariales; Sordariaceae. The record is from RefSeq and is a predicted model, not a curated record.